Messenger RNA from Amoebophrya sp. A25, 2416 nucleotides. The record is from the annotation of a GenBank genome assembly. NCBI's taxonomy places the organism in Eukaryota, Dinophyceae, Syndiniales, Amoebophryaceae.
AUGGAAACUGAAGAUGAGGAAGCUGAUCGACUGACUGCCAUGCCGGGCUACAAAGAGCCAAGCCAAGAGGAACUGCUUGAGCGUGAACGGUUUCUAUGUCGAUUGGAAGAAGAGACAAGGGCUUUCGGGAAAAUGAAGGUACUGCGUAUUCCCUUAGUUGAUUGCUCGCAAACCCAACCAAAGUUCACCAACAUUAUCUCAGUUUUUGGUUCUUCUUUCGGUCCACUAGUUUCAGGAUGAAACUCAUGCUUCUUCAUCAACUUCGUUUCUAAUCUUGAUUAUCUCAACUUCAAGCACUCCUUUUCUUCACCUCAGGAAAUGUGGCAGGCUCCAAUGGGCGAGUUUAGUGACAAAAGCGAUAGCGGAGAGGCUUUCGAAAGUGAGGAUGAGGAGCAGUUUGAUUCUGAGGCCAAGGAUGCUGCUUCAGCGUCUGCAGGUGCGUCGGCGCCCGCCAUGAAAAAGAAAAAGAGUGUAGGUGGCGGUGGCAAGCAGGGAGUCAAUUUCAAGCAUCCCUUCCGCGCGGCAGAUUGGUGGUUUUCGAAUCAGAGCUUUUACGAGGUAUCUAUUGAGUCGCUUUGCGUGGUGGGUAUACUCUCUAGGCACAGUAAAAGGGUUCAGGACAAUUCUAGUUCUUUCUCUAGACAGUGCUAGAUGAUCACGAAAACGACUUCCCUUUCCUCAAUCUAUUUUGCAACACAGGAGCAGAAACCCUUGUCUUUCAAUUUGAUACUACAGGCGAGCAUGAAAGUGGUCAAAACAGUAGAGGACGAAGGAGCGCUAGAUGGCUUAGGAACAGGCAAACCGACGAAAGCUGGUAGAGAAACAAUCAAAGUACUACAAGAAGCAACAGAACAGUACAUGACGCAGUGGCACCAAGAUUUCUCGAGUCUGCCGAAGGACGCGCAGAGACGACGCGUUCUUGAGUGGGAAGCCGCAUAUAAAGGUGUCAAUAAGUAUGAUGCCUACUUGAUUGAAGAAAAGGAUGUGUACUUAUAUCGACAUCACCAGCGGAUUCUUUAUCGACUGCGCAACGAUAUGACGAAAGAGUUGAAAAACUUCACAUCUGAAACAGUUUGGCUAGCAUUUAUAGAGUCUCAAUGUCGUGGCAUUUUGAGGGGAGGAAUGAGGGACUUGAUUUGCACGAAGCACGUUGACACAGAAGACACAAUCGAGUACGACGCUUAUCCUCACACGUACGAUGAAUUGUGUAAAAUUGGACAGAGUCAGAAUGUACAGAGUUUUUACAAUCGUAAAGUAGAGAGUCUCCCUCUUCCAGAUGGAGAAUUGAGUAGUGGUCUGUUUAGUUAUCUCUUCACAGGUCAAAUUGAUGGGGUUCAGGCUAGGGCUCCAUGGGCGUGCCGGCCGUACCUUACAGUACGGGAAAAAGUUAGUCCCUAUUUUGCAGAUGAUGAACAUGAAGGAACAAAUGUAGCAUACAACCUAGGUACAGAAUCUCGCUCCAAAAAGCGACAAUUAGCGAAGAAGGCCUUUGAGUUGACGUCUCUUGUUGUGCCGAAGCCAUCCGCGUCAUCGUCUUCUGGGGUACGGACUUCGUCGGGGGCUGCAGCUUCAUCAUCAUCUUCGGGUGCGGCAGCAAGUCAUAGCAAGUCAGCAACAACAUCAGCGAAGAGGCCAGCAACAGCUACAACUACAAGCGCCACGUCUAGCUCUAUGUCUAUGCCUAUGGUAACGAAGACAGACGGACCAAAGAAGAAGGUAGCAAAGGCGCGGGGCCAGGAGUUUUUGCGCUGAAAGGGCGUUGGUUGUUGUCAAUAGUACUGUCAUAAAAAUGAUUUCUAAGACUGAGCACACCAGACACAGGGCAUAGCUAUAUCGUUAUCGAUAGCAGUAGCAGAGGCAUUAAUCUUUCUUGCGUGUAUAUGUAUAUGUAUUGCUUGCAGGAUACGCACCGGAUUGUUGUUGUUCUAAGCAGAGCCAUCCACAUCAAGAAUUAUAGAGAGCAGCGCGGUCUUCUCGCUCUAGUCAUUUUGGAACCAAUGGAAGUACUUGCUUCGGAGUGUAUAGGUAUAAAUAGGAACUAUUUUGCAAUCAAUAUGACAGCUGGGGUAUUAUAGUUAGAGAGACACCAUGUCCAUGUGGAUGCGAGUUGGCUCCUCACACAGGGAUAUCAAUUACAUGAACAAUCUUGAUGAACAAUCUUGAGGAGCAGGAGCGUCGGCAUUCAGAUUUCAUUUGCAAAUGCUUCUUGUUUUGCUGUGAUUGUGAGCACUUAGUACUACGAAGAAUACGGAACGUACGAAGAGUACAAGACCAGGGCCAUCAGUUAGGUGUGCUACUUCUGGUUCAUGAAAAACAAGGAUAGACAUGGACUUUUCUUCUGUCUGAUAAUUGCAUUUGAAAUUGAAAAGAUUACAACUACAAGCCCAAGCGAAGACGAAGGCGAGCGAGUGCAAGC